Xiphophorus maculatus (southern platyfish) is the source of this 919-nucleotide messenger RNA. It is a transcript of the gene fkbp2, whose product is annotated as FK506 binding protein 2. Bases 109 to 525 code for a protein of 138 amino acids. Lineage: Eukaryota; Metazoa; Chordata; Actinopteri; Cyprinodontiformes; Poeciliidae. The record is from RefSeq and is a predicted model, not a curated record. Gene Ontology annotation, biological process: protein peptidyl-prolyl isomerization. Gene Ontology annotation, molecular function: peptidyl-prolyl cis-trans isomerase activity. The transcript has 2 exons.
AACUACAUCCGGUCGUACUGCUCGUACAUCCGUUUUGCAUGAAGGGAUUUUCUAGCUCUCUUAAUUUGUCCAUUUUUCACAUUUUUUCAGCUCUCCUGCUCUGUAACCAUGCGGCUGCUGUUGCUGGUUGUAAUGGCGGCCCUCUCCCUCGGCCCCGCGGCGGUUAGCGGAGCCGACAAGAAGAAGCUGCAGAUCGGGAUCAAGAAGCGAGUGGACAACUGUCCCAUCAAGUCCCGCAAAGGCGACGUGCUGAACAUGCACUACACCGGCAAGCUGGAGGACGGAACGGAGUUCGACAGCAGCAUUCCCCGGGACCGGCCGUUCACCUUCACCCUGGGAACCGGCCAGGUGAUCAAGGGCUGGGACCAGGGCCUGCUGGGCAUGUGCGAGGGCGAGAAGAGGAAGCUGGUCAUCCCGGCGGAGCUGGGCUACGGAGACCGGGGAGCUCCGCCGAAGAUCCCCGGAGGAGCGACGCUCAUCUUCGAAGUGGAGCUGCUGAGCAUCGAAAGGAGAUCGGACCUUUGACGUAGAAAUAAACCACGGCUUUAAAGAAAUUUAAUCCAAGAAUUGCUGCUGCAUUAAGUGGAGACCUCCUGACUUUUGAAGAAUGAUCAAGAAGAUUAAAAUCAAAACCAGGGAAAUGAAUCUAAACCCCAGCAGAGCCUCUGUUCUGCUUUUAGUAGGACAUAAAUGAUCGUAUGAUGUAAUAAACGAUGAUAUGGCAGAAAAGUCCAGCUUUUGUUUAGGAUGACAUCACACCACUUCUUCUGUUUAUUUUUGCUUCAUGAAAACUUGUUUACAUUUCUACAUUCCUCUUUCACAAAUGAUUGACAGUAAAUCAGGUAAAACUGAGGCAGGGGCCAAGUGAUUAUGAAUCAUUUUUGUUUUGUAAUUACAAUAAAAUGUUUCCCUAACUUUU